AUGAAGCGUGUUAUGGCUUCGGCUUGGAAGCCUCUGAUGGGUAUUGAGAUAACGGAUGUGCAGCCCAAUUUGUUCUUGUUCACCUUCUUUGAUGAACCGGACAUGAAACGAGUUAUGGAUGAGGGACCUUGGGCGUUUGAGAAUGCGACGCUGCUAUGCCAAGUCCUAAACGAUGGUGAAGAUCCACUACAGGUUAGUCUAAACACUGUGGACUUAUGGGUACAGGUUUCGGACAUCCCCCAGGGAUACCGUACAGUUAAAGUGUUGGAAAGAAUUGGAGACUAUGUUGGGGUUUUCUUGCGGUAUGAUGAACAAAAUUUUGAGAGACAAUGGACUUCCUUCUAUAGAGUUAGAGUCACCCAUGAUGUCUCAAACCCCUUAAAGCGGCGGAUGAAGAUGAUUCUGAGAGAUGGGUCCUGGACAUGGAUUAACUUUAAAUAUGAACGCCUCCACAUGUUUUGCUUUUUUUGUGGAAGAAUGGGCCAUACGGAUAAAUUUUGCUUGCAAGCUCGCCGUUCGUUGUUGAGGCCGGAACAGUAUCCGUUUGGUGUGUCGAUGAGGGCGGGGGGUACGAGUCCGGCAAAGGUGUUGGGGGAAAAAUGGUUUCAACUAGGCCAAGAGAGGAAGCGUGAGAUUGGCUAUGGGAGUGAGGGAGGGAGAAUGGCGGUGGGAGUUGGGGUGGGAAGAAGUGGGCAGUCUCGGGUGGAGGUGACUAAGUCUAUGGCUGGGGUGGGUUGGGAUUUGGGGGUGUGUAUGGGGUGGGUGGUGAGGGGUGGGGGUUCGGGUAGAUCCGAAAAGAUGGAGGACGGACAUCGGGGAGGUCCGCCGGUCCCAAUGAGUACCUUAAGUUGGAACUGUCAUGGCUUGGGUAAUCCACAGACAGUUCGCAAGAUUGAGGACAUGGUGUCCUCUAAGAAACCCGACUUUGUAUUUCUCAUAAAAACCAAGGUUGACCGUGAUCAUGCGGAGCGUCUUCGGGUUAAACUUGGUUUUGAUGGACUUUUUUGUAUUGACAGUUCUAGUUUGAGUGGUGGAUUGGCUCUGUUGUGGAGAGCGAAUAAUACAGCGAGAUUGAUUAGUUAUUCCACAAACUAUGUGGAUGUUGAGGUGACUAUGCCGGGGUUUGAAAAGUGGAGAAUGACUGGCUUUUAUGGCUUUUCACAGAGGGGUCAAAGGAGAGACUCGUGGGAUCUUAUUCGUACCUUAGCUGGCAGAUCGAAUCUACCGUGGGUGAUGAUUGGAGACUUUAAUGAUUUACUUUAUCAAUCUGAGAAGCGAGGUGGAAACCCUCAUCCUCUGAGUUUAUUGCAUGGGUUCGGUGAGACUAUAGAGGAGUGUGGAUUAGCGCAGAUGCCAAUGAUGGGAUAUCCGUUUACCUGGGAAAAAGGAAAAGGCACACCGAAUUGGAUAGAGGAAAGAUUAGACAAGGUUUUGACUAGCCAGAGUUGGCGUGAGAACGUGCCGGAUGCUAGUGUGCAAAAUAUAUUAACCCGAAAGUCCGAUCAUUCUGCUCUUUUCCUUGGGAUUCUGAAUCUUCGGGAAAGGACGGGUGGUCUGAGAAGAGGGUUUCGUUUUGAGAUGGCAUGGCUGCACGAUGAAGGAUGUAGGGAUGUGGUGCAGAAGGCAUGGAAUGAGGGCGCAGGAAGGGGGUUGCAGGAAUCUGAGUUCCAAUGUUUAGAGGAGUGUCUAUGUCGUAUUGAGGCCCAGGAGGAUACAUACUGGAGGCAGAGAGCCAAGCAGCAUUGGCUUAAGAACGCGGAUGCUAACACGAAAUACUACCACAGUGGGGAUUGGGUGGAAGAUGAAGCCAUGAGGAAUGUUAUCUACAACUAUUAUAAGACUAUCUUUACCUCCGACUCUCCAAGUGAUAGUGGGGAAUUCUUUGGAAAUAUAGCCUCUCGGGUAACACAAGUACAGAAUGAGUUGCUCUUGCGGCCCUUUGAUGCUACUCGCCUAAAUGAUACAAAUAUAAUAUUAAUCCCUAAGAAGAAAACCCCUAAGAAGGUCUCGGAUUAUAGACCGAUAGCACUGAGUAAUGUGGUCUACAAGAUUAUGGCUAAGGUUAUAACUGCCAGGAUGAAACCGCUUAUGGGGGAUAUUAUAUCUGACACCCAAAGUGCUUUUAUUUCUGACAAGCUAAUAACAGAUAAUAUUUUGAUUGCUGCUGAGAUUGGACAUUUUUUGAACAGAAAGCAAUGUGGAAUCACAGGAUGGGGGGCUUUGAAACUGGAUAUGGCAAAAGCCUAUGACCGAAUGGAGUGGCCCUUCUUGCGGAGUAUGAUGUUAGCAUUGGGCUUUGAUGAAAGGUGGGUGGAUUUGAUAAUGCUGUGUGUGACCUCAGUUUCAUAUAGUAUUCAGGUUGGUAGAACACGAAGUGACCAGAUCAUGCCGACUCGUGGAUUGAGGCAUGGUUAUCCACUGUCACCUUAUCUCUUUAUUAUUUGUGCUGAGGGACUUUCAUUGCUACUACAGCAGGCACAGUUGAGAGGAGAUCUACAUGGGUGCAGAGUAGCUAGGGGAGCCCCCCCUAUAUCCCACUUAUUUUUUGCAGAUGACAGCUUACUCUUUUUUAGAGCAACUGCGCAGGAAGCCAGUGUGGUAAAACAGUGUUUAUCGGUGUAUGAGGAAAUGUCUGGGCAAGCAGUGAAUUACUAUAAGUCAAGUAUUUGCUAUAGUAAGAAUACGCGGGAUGAACACAGAGAGGAGAUUGCCAGUAUUUUGGGAGUGGUUCAGGCUCCGAAUUUUGGGAAGUAUUUAAGACUUCCAUCAUGUGUGGGCAGGAAUAGGAGAUCAGUUUUCUCAUAUAUUGAUGAUAAGAUUAGACAGCGGAUUGGGUCCUGGAAUAAGAAAUUGCUUUCACAGGCAGGUAAGGAGGUCUUAUUGAAAAGUGUGGCACAGUCUAUGCCCACUUUUUCUAUGAGUGUCUUUUUACUACCUAUGAAUACUUGCACAGCCAUUGAGAGAGCUAUGAAUCGCUACUGGUGGAGAUCUAAGGAUGAUCAGGGCAUCCAUUGGAAGGCAUGGGAUAAAUUGUGCAUCCCUAAGAAAUAUGGGGGAUUGGACUUUAAGGAGUUGCAUGCCUUUAAUUUAGCAAUGCUGGGGAAGCAGGCCUGGCGUUUACUCACCAAACCUGAAUCAUUGGUUUCCAGAAUAUAUAAAGCCAGGUACUAUCCUAAAUGGACAUUCUUUGAUGCUUGUAUAGGGAAUAAUCCAAGUUACUGCUGGCGUAGUAUUAUGGCUGCACAGGAAUUAAUUUGUGGGGGAGUCAGACGCAGGAUUGGAAAUGGGAAGGGAACUCUUAUAUGGGAUCACCCAUGGCUUCAGGAUGAAAAUAAUGCGAAAAUAAUCACUGACAAACCACCAUACUUGGCGCAGGCAACUGUAAUGGGAUUAAUAGAUCAGGAAGCGGCGGCCUGGGAUCAUGAUAUUUUAACUGAUAUUUUCAUCCCGGAGGAUGUGACACGAAUAUUGAAAAUACCUGUGUCACCAGAGUAUGAGCAUAUGUGGUAUUGGCAUGGUGAUAUAACAGGAGAAUACUCGGUAAAAAGCGGUUACAAGCAAAUAGUGGGAAAUUAUGAACAGACGACAGGGAUGUUUGAUAAAUGGCCCAAAUUAUGGAAGCUCAAAGUACCCCCGAGAUGGAAAACAUUUUUAUGGAGAGCCUUGAAUAAUAUAUUGCCCACAACAACGAACCUCAUUAUAAAGAGAGUGGAGAUUAGCCCAACAUGUGCUAUGUGUGGGAUUAUGCAUGAGAAUGUUAUGCACUCUUUGGUUAGAUGUGAUUAUACAAGGAACAUUUGGGCACAAUCUCACCUUCCAAUCCCCAAUACUAUCACAGAUAUUUUCCAUGCUUGGUUUAAUGGGAUAUUAAAUAUUCUAGAUGAUGAUGGAAUUAUUUAUGUAGUAGGCCUACUAUACUAUAUAUGGCGAGCGAGGAAUGAAGCUGUGUGGGAUGCAUACUUGCCCAGACCACAAAAGAUAAUUGCAACUGUAACCGCAGCGAUCCGGGCAUGGCAAAUUGCACACCCGGACCACCCGCAACAGCAACACGCCCCGCGUGGAUUGCCUACGGCAACAUCCGAGCAGCGCCAAGGAGUGGCACAACAGCCUGCCGCCGUCCCGCCCACAAGCCACACAGCUGCCUCCCCACGGAAUAAAUGUUACUUUGAUGCAGCCUUUUUCCAUGCCACAAAUAAGACCGCUGUUGGGGCAAUUCUCCUAGACGAACAGGGAUCGUAUAUCAAAGCUCUACAGGUGCCAUUGAUAGACUGCUUCUCCCCGCUUAUGGCAGAAGCAAUUUCAUGUAAAGAAGUGUUAUCCUGGCUAUGGGAUCGUGGAGAGAGAUCGGUAGACAUACUAACGGAUUGUUUGUUACUACAACAGUAUUUAUCACAAGCGAAGGAUACACCACGUUCAGACCUCGGCUAUGCCAUUGACACCUGCAGAAACCGGAUGGUUUCCUUUGAUUAUGUUUCAGUUAAUUAUGUUCCUAGAUCGGAUAAUUGUUUAGCACAUAUUUUAGCCACUUCGGCCUUUAUUUAUUCAGCACCUAUGUACUCGGACAAUGGUCCGUCAGACUCUAUUUCAGCAUAUUUCCAAUAA
Molecule: messenger RNA, 4602 nt
Organism: Ipomoea nil (Japanese morning glory)
Lineage: Eukaryota; Viridiplantae; Streptophyta; Magnoliopsida; Solanales; Convolvulaceae
Exons: 5
Coding region: 1-4602 (1533 amino acids)
Molecular function (GO): RNA-DNA hybrid ribonuclease activity; nucleic acid binding
Source: RefSeq, a predicted model, not a curated record